Musca domestica (house fly) is the source of this 3799-nucleotide messenger RNA. It is a transcript of the gene SWIP, whose product is annotated as WASH complex subunit 4. Gene Ontology annotation, cellular component: WASH complex; endosome. The record is from RefSeq and is a predicted model, not a curated record. NCBI's taxonomy places the organism in Eukaryota, Metazoa, Arthropoda, Insecta, Diptera, Muscidae. The transcript has 7 exons. The coding region runs from base 134 to 3589 and encodes 1151 amino acids. Gene Ontology annotation, biological process: endosome organization; endosomal transport.
UUCGUAUGUCGCCUUUCGCUCUAGAGUUGCCAAGUCGCAGUGUCAAAGGUGUGGCAGCUCUGCUCAGUGAUAUUUGAGAUUUGGAUGCAGUCGGUCGGUAUAUGGAUUCUAGGGUAUUUGGGCGUUGUAAACUAUGGAUCAAAGUACUAUAAUUACAUCCGCUGAAGAACAGUUGAAAAACUAUGGUGUAUUUUUGGAGGACCACGAUAAGAAGUUGAGAGAUCUUGUAAAGAAAAACAAACAUGAUGGCAAGGAGAAACCCCUACUCAAACAGCCAGUGGUUCAAAUCAAUUAUGCUGCAAAUAAGGAAGAAUUGUCUUUGGUAAAAUUACUAGAGUCCGAGAGGGUGCUGAACAAGAUCCUCUUGACUGUGGGUCAUUUGUGUUCCGAAAUUGACUACAUCAACCAAGAAGCGGAAUCAAUGCAAACGAAACUUUUGUACAAAGAUGAGGAAUUGCUGCUCACAAUACAAAAUUCCAAUGCCUCGGGAGAUGAGUACAGCAUUGACAUGACCAAACAAAACAAUAGUUUGACCCACAGUAAUGUACUCCUGCAAAUGAGUGAAUCCAUGGAGUUUCUUUGUAAAGUCAAUUUCCUUCUACAACGUUGCAUUGUCUUGGGCAAUAACCUGUUGCACCAGUGUGGUGCCAUUUUGGAUAGCGAAAAUAAAGUCAGUACUGUAAAUAUGAAAUUAACGCACAUCUGUGAAUAUUUGUCGUCGCUUUUUCACACCAUCCUGAUAUUCGAUGAGAUUUUACUACGUUCAAGCUUUACCCGCUAUUGGCCGGUGUAUAAGAAAACUGUGGAAACAUUGUCCAACAGUCAAACCCAGUGGAAAAAUUGCUCCAAAUCCGAAUUGAAUGGCCUUCAGACUUGUCUGCACGAACUGGAAUUCAUAUUCAGCGGUAAUAUAUUUCGUCACUUCCUCGACACAACAUUCAGUUUAAAGGAGAAAAUCGGAUCGCGUGGCAUGGGUCAAUUGAAUAAACAAUUCAAUGAGUAUUUAAAACAGCAACUAAAUGAAUUGGAUAAAACCAAUCCCAGUGAAUUGAAUACCUUUACAAAUACUCACCUCAUAAUCCGUACAAAUGCAUUCUGUGUGGUAUUUCAUGAUUUUUGCGGGCAAGUUGAUGCAAAAUCUAUAAAACAUUUAAUUGAAGUGAAUGCCAAAUAUCAUGCCAUUAUGUUAAUUGGCAACAUAACAUGGUCCGCCACAGAUUUUCUAACAAGAAAUGCCUAUUCAUUGGUAAAGACACACGGUAAAAAUCAAAUGGACUUGAGGAAACAACAGCAAAUAUUUCUUCAAUUACAUGGACCAAAGUUGACCAAAGAUUGCCGUAUUUAUUGUGGUGACAUCACCCUGUGGACAUUGAAAAUAAACAAAGCCUUAAGUUUGGGACCAUUCGAACUGCGUAUAGAACAAUUCAAAGAAUUGGCUCAAAUGCUAAUGGAAGGUAUCCGUAUGGCAGGACAUUUAAGUUAUAUGAUAAAAGGUGUAGUUAGUUGUCAUGAGAAUCUGCAAAUACCCAUGACCAAACAAACUCUGAUGGUAGUUUGUAAACUCUUGGAAAUGUUGAAAAUGAUCCAGCUGACUUUCAUCAAUCACACAACAAAUAUUAGUAAAAUUAUACAUUGCAUAUCACAAUAUUUCCAGUAUAAAGUCCUACAUUUGCUCAAUGCCUGCAAAAAGAAGUUAUUGUCUUCGAAAUUGAAGGAAAAGGGUGUCGAUGCUCUGUCGGCCAUAAAAAUAGCUGAACGUUGUUUUUUGGGUCCGCCCAGCAAAACCCGUAUACUAGUCGCAAAAUUGGCAUUCGAUGUGGCAUGCAAUGGUAAUAGCAAGUUUCUAAAUAUGGAGCAAUUUGAGCGUUUCCGUCUUCUCAUACAACGCAUCGAAAUGAUAAGCGAUUUUCAGCGGCAUAUCCGAGAGAUUUGUGAUACCUCAUUUUUAUACUGGCAUCAGUCCAUUUUGAGGGCAUAUCUGAAACAAGUUGUGGACAAAAAGCUGGAUUUUCAUUCAUUUCAGUAUCUUGUUCAGGCUUCCAGUGAAUGCAAUGAUCGCCUGAAUUUGCUACAAUUCCAAAAUUCUCAACUCUCACAAGACUUACAAAAAUCCCAAUUCGAAAAUUUACGUUCCGAAAUCGUAAGCAAGCUGUGUGCUCAAAUAGAAAUAUUCCUGCGUUUAGAGGUCCAUGUCAAUUUACAAGUGGAAAAAAUGAAUCCUUUUGAGCAGGGCAUUAAUAACUACAAGGAACUGAUAAAUGUCUGCCCCAUUGAAGUUAAUGGCAACUAUUUGAUAUUGAAAGAUCACAUUGAAAACUAUUUAAGUGCAAUGUUUUAUAAUCUUACCACAAUUUCGCUGCAUGACUGGAAAACCUAUGAACAAAUGAGACAUUUGGCAAAUAACCGUUUACACUUGAAUCCGGUCGAAGAUUAUCUACCCAACCAGACACUGGAACAGGGUAUUGAUAUUUUGGAAAUAAUGCGUAAAAUUCAUGUAUUUGUCAGUGUCUAUGUUUACAAUAUGAAUUCGCAAAUAUUCGUGGAACAACACAGCAAUAAUAAUCAUUUGGAUACCAUUGGUAUACGGCACGUGGCCAAUUCGUUGCGUACCCAUGGCACUGGUGUCAUAAAUACAACAGUUAACUUUACAUAUCAAUUUUUAAGACAAAAGUUUUAUACUUUCUCACAAUUUCUUUAUGAUGAACAAAUCAAGUCGAGACUCAUGAAAGAGUUGCGUUCGUUUGCCGAAUGUAAGCAACAGGAUAAAUAUCCACUGUAUUCAUACGAAAGAGCUGAUGCAUUUAAUAAGGAUAUACGUAAACUGGGCCUGGCCAAGGAUGGGCAAACGUAUAUGGAUUUAUUUCGGAAAGUUAUUACUCAUGUUGGGAAUGCAAUGGGUUACAUACGUUUGAUACGUUCAGGUAGCAUUCAUGCAAACUAUAGUGCCAGCUUAUAUUUACCAAAAUUUGAUGAAAACUUACAAUUUGUUGAAAAAUGUAAAAAUCAGGAGUUAAGUGAAGUUCUGCAAAAUGCCGCAGAGAAUCUUGAAACAAAUAUUCAAAAUUUGGCCAAUAGUUUUGCUGAUAGCACGGAUUAUUUUAAGCUACUUGUGGAUGCAUUUCAACCAUUUUUCCGUAAUCCCCACAAUCUACACUUGCGCAACUUCUUUCUCAUUGUACCUCCACUCAUAAUGAACUUUGUCGAAUAUAUGUUGACAGUCAAAUCGAAAAUUAACAAAAAAGAUCGCGAAGAAGCUGUACUGUUUGAUGAUGGCUUUGCUGUGGGUUUAGCUUACAUUUUGAAAUUGCUCAAUCAGGUUGGUGAUUUUAAUUCGCUACAAUGGUUUACAACAGUUCGUGAACGUUUUGAGGCGGAACGAAGAAAAAUUAAAGAGAUGCUCUUGGAAAUUAAUCAAAAAUCGAAUGUUACCACAUCCAAGUCUAACACCAAUGCUGCAGCCUUACAAAAGAAUGAAAAUGAGAAAUUACAACAGACUUUGGUGUUGACAGAAAGACGUAUUAAUGCUCAUCAAAUGGAAUAUAAUUUGUUAUAUUAUAACCUAUGUAGUGCUAAGAUAUUUUUUCAGUAAGUUUUUUUUAUUUGUUAUGCUGAUAAGAGUAUAUAUUUAUACUGUUAAAUAUCUAUGGGGGCAGUAUAUGGCAUGUUAUAUUGUUAUAAGCCAUUAUUAGUGUCCACAUUGGGGAAGUUUUCAUAAACCUUAAUUGCAAAUAAGUGUAUAUACCGAAAAAUAAAACAAGUAUUUUAUAACAAAUAUAUACAAAAUAUCAAAACAUACAAA